GUCGCCAGCCAUGGGGAACCUCAUUAAGGUCCUUGGCAAGGAUUUAGAGAACUGUCCACAUUUUUUCCUGGACUUUGAAAAUGCCCAGCCCACGGAGGCAGAGACAGCAGUGUGGAACCAGGUCAGCGCCGUGCUGGAGGAGGCCCACGGGAUCCUAGCCGAGCUGCAGUCUUAUAAUGGCGCGGGCCAGGAGAUACGAGAAGCCAUCCAGAACCCGGGCGACCUCGCUCUGCAGGAGAAGGCCUGGAAUGCGGUCUGCCCCCUGGUAGCCAAACUGAAGCGCUUCUACGAGUUUUCCCUCCGACUGGAGAACGCCUUGCGCAGCCUGCUGGAGGCGCUGACGAGCCCCCCCUACGCUCCCAUGCAGCACCUGGAGAGAGAGCAGGCCCUGGCCAAACAGUUCGCUGAGAUCCUUCAUUUCACACUCAGCUUCGAUGAACUGAAGAUGACAAAUCCAGCCAUACAGAAUGACUUCAGCUACUAUAGGAGGACUAUAAGUAGGAACAGGCUGAACAACCAGCAGCUGGAAGCGGAGAACGAGGUCAACAACGAGAUGGCCAAUCGGAUGUCCCUGUUCUACGCUGAAGCAACACCAAUGCUGAAGACUCUGAGUAAUGCCACCACCAAGUUUGUUUCAGAGAAUAAGACCUUGCCCAUAGAGGACACCACAGACUGUCUUAGCACCAUGGCCUGUGUGUGCCGUGUGAUGCUGGAGACCCCUGAGUACCGCUGUCGGUUCACCAACACAGACACCAUGCUGUUCUGCAUGAGGGUGAUGGUGGGAGUCAUCAUUCUCUAUGACCACGUUCACCCUGUCGGGGCUUUCGCCAAGACCUCCAAAAUCGACAUGAAGGGCUGCAUCAAGGUGCUGAAGGAGCAACCGUCCAACAGUGUGGAGGGACUUCUGAACGCACUGAGGUAUACGACACGGCAUCUAAACGAUGACAGCACCUCCAAACAAAUCAGGGCCCUCCUGCAAUGAGGAGGUGGAAGAGAGGGAGGAAAGUGAGAAGAAAGAAAAAAAAAAAAAAAAAAAAAGAAGACGAUAGGAACAAAACGCCAGUGGCUGAUAAACCUGUUGUUUACAACGACAAAGAACAUCUCCAGUGUUUUAAGGGAAACCUGAUGCUAAUAAGAAGAGGAAAAUAAUUAUAUAUAUUGUCAGCUGUUCAUCAUUCUGUCUCUCAUUUUGUAAAGUAAGAAAGAGAAAGAAAAAAAAAGAAAAAAAGAAGCCAGAAAAGAAAUAUAGAUAAUAUUAAAACAAAAG
Molecule: messenger RNA, 1267 nt
Organism: Etheostoma spectabile (orangethroat darter)
Lineage: Eukaryota; Metazoa; Chordata; Actinopteri; Perciformes; Percidae
Gene: fam49al
Product: family with sequence similarity 49 member A, like
Biological process (GO): regulation of actin filament polymerization
Molecular function (GO): small GTPase binding
Source: RefSeq, a predicted model, not a curated record